This is a messenger RNA of Moesziomyces antarcticus, 3141 nucleotides long. RefSeq names its product quinate permease protein. NCBI's taxonomy places the organism in Eukaryota, Fungi, Basidiomycota, Ustilaginomycetes, Ustilaginales, Ustilaginaceae. Gene Ontology annotation, biological process: transmembrane transport; carbohydrate transport. Gene Ontology annotation, molecular function: carbohydrate:proton symporter activity. The record is from RefSeq and is a predicted model, not a curated record. Bases 1 to 3141 code for a protein of 1046 amino acids. The transcript has 5 exons. Gene Ontology annotation, cellular component: membrane.
AUGUCUGCGAACGUCAAGAAGGCUACAGACAGGCAAGUGAACGAAGCGGGAUCUACGGCAAGGACGUUGAAAAAGAGGAGCAGUCCCCAGCAUCGCACACGCAACAAGGAAGAAGUCACUGGGCCUCCGAACAAGACCUGCGAGCUAGCGAAGAUGCGGAGUGGAACCGCAAAGCAUCCCGAGCAGCUCGACACCACAGGUCAACAGCUCGCAUUCUUCUGUCCCCUCUUGGCCGGCGAGACUAGCGACAAGAAGAGGCAUACUGAGCUCUCGGGGUCGGCGUCGCUAGGCUUCGGUGUCUGGCUGCAACGCAUGUGGGAGAGCGGAACAAGCGAACCCGGGCAGGCGCAGGGGCGAACCCACGAGGAAAUGAAGGUGGGGGUGGGAGAGAUGGAGUGUCAGGAAACGGGGAGGCUGCUGCUGUGGCAGAUUGACAACCAACCAGAGACUUCGAAUUUGUGGGCCGUUGACAAGUCGUCGGAGAUGGGACCGGAGGGCGGACCGGCGAACCCCACUGAACAUGAGCAGCCAAGGGGCAUCGCAGCCGAGCGGGCUGAUCUCGGUGCCUGUGGUUGCGGGAGGGCAUCGAGCGGGAGCGGAGCGGGCCAAUUCCUGCGGUAUCAAGAGUUUGACAAGCGCGGUACGGCGAGACCCUGGCUCGACCUUCGCACCGCGCUCCCGCCUGUGAACCUCGCAACUGCGCCACGACAAAUUCGCCUGCCUGGAGCAACAUGGCCAACCCCACGUCGAGGGUUCCAUUUGUCCAACGUCGCCGGCCAACGCCGGUCAAGUUGCGCCCUCCGAGCAUCGACACAAGGACGCAUCACGCCAGCCAUUGGCUCAUCAGUCCCAGCUCCUGUGCACAAUCCCGUAGCUGCAUGCACCAACAAGACUGCCAAGACUUGGUUGCGCAUGACAGCUGCAAUUGCACCGCGAAACGUCGCUUUGCCGCUUCGCACUUCUCCGUUGGUCCCUCGGAACGGACCCGCAGCACCCAAUAUCCUCGCCCCUUGCUCCCGACAAGCCAAGCGGAUCAUUCCGGAACGCGACGGGUGGCGCAAGACACGCACAAGAGAGAGACACACAGAGACAGCUGGCGAGCUCCUCUGUUCGGCACUCGUCGUUCUGAAGCAGCGCAGUCCCAUCUCAACGGCAGAACCGUCCAGUACAGAGAUCCCCCUUUCGCCAUGCAGGAACCUGCGCUGGCGCAUCUCAAACUUUGCAGCUCGCCGACGUUCCUUUGCUUUCCUGGUGCUGGCUCAGCCGCCGUGCUCGAAUUGGCAAGGCAGAAUCCUCGAGCCCUCAUUGGAGCGGGGCUCCGCCUGGCCAUGUGUCGACCCCACAGUGUUCCCCGCGAGGUGGGAGAAACGUAUAUAUCGCGCACUCUGGUCCCCGUCGCUUGGUAGUCCCACAAGAUCAAAGCAACCUUCCCCUCUUUCGCUUGGCCCUACUCCUGCACUUGCUCUUGAUCAUACUCGGCGAAAGAUGUUGCUCUCUCACUUGCGAGACACGCCUCGCGAAGCGCGCGGCUGGCGCCUUUGGUUCAGCGCUUGGGCAGUCGGUGCCCUUGGCAUCUCACGAGGUCUGGACGAGGGUAUCAUCUCUGGUGUUCUCAAGCAGCAUAGCUUCAUCAAGACGUUUGGCUUCGACGACAACUCUCCUCAGGAAGCGACCAUCGCCUCCCAGCUCCAGCUCGGCUCGGUUGCCGGCUCGGCCAUCGCCUUCUUCCUCUGCGAUCGCCUCGGCCGUCUUCGCACCUCGAUGCUCGCCUGCUUGCUCUGGCUCUUUGGUACGGCCAUCUGGAUGACCUCUGCCGGCGUAAGCGGCACCCACUCCCCCGGCAACUACCACCAGCUCCUGGCCGGCCGCUUUAUCGCCGGGCUCGGGGUCGGUUUUACACCCGUAGUGGCGCCAGUAUAUCUUGCGGAAAUCGCUCCCAAAGCGAUCCGUGGACUCACCGUAUGCAUUUUCAGUGGCUCUGUGUACAUCGGUAUCCUACUUGGCUACUGGUCCAACCUCGGCACUUCCAUCCACUACGACGACGCAAGGCAGUGGACGAUCCCCGCUUCCAUCAACUUCAUCUUUGCCGGUCUCACCUUCAUCGCCUGUAUCUUUGCCAAGGAGUCGCCUCGAUGGCUCAUCAAGCAGGGACGUUACGAGGAGGGGCGAAAGACGCUCAGCUACCUUCGCAACCUUGACGAGGAUCAUCCCUACAUUGUCAACGAGGUCGAGGUCAUGGAGCAGCAGAUCCUUGCCGAAAAGGAGGCGCUCGAGGGUCUCAGCAUCUUCCAGAUCCUCAAGAAGCUCGUCACCAACAAGAACAACCAGUACAUCCUUUUCCUCGGCCUUGGCAUCCAGGUGCUCGGUCAGAUGAGCGGUGGUGGUGUCUACACUGUGUUCGCACCCAAGAUCUUCGGACUUCUCGGUGUGCCUGGAGGACAGAGGACCAAGCUUCUCACCACCGGUAUCUUUGGUAUUGUCAAGCUGCUCAGUUCGCUCGCUGCUGCCUUCUUCCUUGUCGACAUGCUCGGAAGGAAGACGGCUGUCACCACCGGUCUGCUGCUGCAGAGCUUGUGCUCACUCUACCUUGCGCUCUUCCUCAAGUUCACCUCCGGUGUCACCAAGGCCAACGAGACGCACUCGGACAAGUCGGCUGCUACGGGCGCCAUCUUCUUCUUCUAUCUCUCGGGUCUGGCUUGGGCGAUCGGUGUCAAUUCGGUGCAGUACCUUACGCAGACCGAGAUGUUCGACAUCACGGUGCGAGCGCUGGGUGUUGCUAUCGUCUCGCUGGUGCACUUUGCCAUGCAGUACGCGGCCACUCGUUCGCUCAACCCCAUGCUCCACGCGUGGGGCAACUUUGGCACCUUCCUCUUCUACGCCAUGAUUGCUCUCACCGGCUGCCUCUUUGUCUUCUUCUUCAUGCCCGAGACGGCCGGCAUGCAGCUCGAGGAUAUCCAUCAGCUCUUUGAGAAGCCCUGGUACCGUAUCGGCUGGACCGCCAACCGUCCUGCCAACAGGAAGGGCGCCACCUCGUCAAAGGUGGAGGCCGACGAGUCGCAGGACGGCGCCGAUCUCGCCUACUCGGCUCAGCUCGGCCAGAAGAAGUCCAUCGAGGAGGAGGAAGACGAAAAGAAGCACUAA